This is a messenger RNA of Dicrocoelium dendriticum, 274 nucleotides long. The record is from the annotation of a GenBank genome assembly. Lineage: Eukaryota; Metazoa; Platyhelminthes; Trematoda; Plagiorchiida; Dicrocoeliidae.
GUGGAUUUUGGAUUAAAAUACGGCAGGUAGUGGAAAAGUUUAAGUAGCAUGGAUCAUUCAAAACAGGAGAUAUUGUUGUGUAAAUAUAUGCUUAGGAGACGCAAAAAUGUAAACCACCACAACACAUCUUCCGGCUCGAACCACACGCUCAAAAUGCAAAUAAUUGGGCAGUCGUUUUGUUCCAUCAUUGUAUUUACUAGCCAGUUGGUCUGCCGAAGUCCAUUUGACCGAUUAUUAACAAUUCAUAACAUGGCAUAAUAAGAAAAGCAGUAUU